Arachis stenosperma is the source of this 2341-nucleotide messenger RNA. RefSeq names its product serine/threonine-protein phosphatase 7 long form homolog. Gene Ontology annotation, biological process: meristem maintenance; meristem development. The coding region runs from base 88 to 2154 and encodes 688 amino acids. The transcript is spliced from 5 exons. The record is from RefSeq and is a predicted model, not a curated record. NCBI's taxonomy places the organism in Eukaryota, Viridiplantae, Streptophyta, Magnoliopsida, Fabales, Fabaceae.
UUCAAACCCACCAACCUUUCUUCCUCAAACCCUUCUUCUUCAUCUCUCUGUCUCUGAAGUUGCAUGCUGGUGGAGGAGCAACAAUAAAUGGGAAAAAAAUCAAAAAUUAAAGAUGUUGAUCGAUCUGAGCUUCAUAUUAUUCACUAUCUCAAUGAUCCUGAUUAUAAUUCAAGAAUGUUGACAUGUAACCAUCCACUUCCUCCGGAUCGGUACAAUGAAAGGGUGGAGGAUCAUCUAAGAAUUACCGGGUUCUAUCAUGCAUCUCAGAUUGGCAUAGUGCAGUGUCAGAAAGCAUUGGUAAAUGCUCUAAUUGAACGGUGGCACCCGGAGACACAUACCUUCCACCUGCCCAUUGGUGAGUGUGCUGUGACACUUGAAGAUGUAGCUAUGAUCCUUGGUCUUCCGACAGAUGGUCUUCCGGUCACGGGGAUGACAAUGAGCAGUUAUGAAGCGUUGGAGGCUGAGUGUUUGCUUCAAUUUGGAGUUGCACCGCGUAUGUCUGACUGUAGAUCUAGUUGCAUAAAACUUACCUGGCUGCGUGAUUUAAAAGAAAAUUUACAUUUGGUUGAUGAUAUCAGUAUACAGAGGUAUGUGAGGUGCCAUAUUAUGUUGUUGAUAGGGACGAUCUUGUUUGGGGAUAAGUCUGGGGCAGGAGUGCAUUGGAAAUUUCUACCCUUGUUACGUGAUUUUGGUAGCAUUGGUCAGUAUAGUUGGGGAGCGGCAUGCCUGGCACAUCUGUACAGGGCAUUAUGCCGGGCAUCCCGUUAUAACUGCAAGGAAAUAGAUGGUCCACUAACACUUCUACUAUGUUGGGCUUGGAUCAGGAUGCCUUACCUAUCGCCGCUACCUAGGGAACCUCGAAGUUUUCCACUAGCAAACAGGUGGCGGAACUGGGAGCGUGGUGACCGACGAUUUAGAUACCUGAAGUUAGCUCACUUUAGGAGGUCGUUUGAUGAACUUCAGGAAGGGCAGUUUGUUUGGGUUGCUUAUGCUGUGGAUCGGGUGGAUCCUAACAUCAUUCCACCUGAAAUCUUCAUGCAGUCAGUGGUUUGGAGUGCUACAGUUCCGUUGGUAUCAUUUGAAUGUGUCGAGUGGCAUGCUACCGAUAGAGUUAGGCGACAGUUUGGUUUGGUUCAGGGACAACCUAGUCAGGAGGGGAAUCUAGAGAAGGCGCAUGGAGAAACCCUGAAGGGUCCAAAGAAUCUUAAUUGGGCCACGGAAGCAAGUCAUUCAAAAUGGGUGAUGCAUUGGUCAAACAGGUAUAACUACAUUCUCUCUGAGAUUCCGAUGCCUUCACAUGAUCUACUAGAUACUUACAUGCAUUGGUACCGAACAAAAUAUGGGGGCCACUUGAACUUGUCAAUUCUUGUGGGUCAAGAGAAUGAUGAAGGUGAUCAGGAUAUGGAGGAAGGUGAUAAGGAUAAUGAUGAUGGUAAUGAGGAUACCGAUGAGGGUAGUCAGGAUAUGGAUGCUGACAAUCAAGUGGAGGAGUCACAUUCGCCGCAUAUAUUACCUCCAACACCGGUUCCAGAAGAACAACCUCAAUCGUCAAGCCAUUAUGUACCUCAGACACAGUUCCCCCCAUCAGUUCCACUCAGUCAACAAUAUUGGGGUACCUCACAAUUUGAAACGGGAGAAGGAGGUUCCUUUAGCCAGUUGCUUGAGUUGAUGUCUGCAGACCCUGGACUACCACAUUAUGGCCAACAGCCUGACCUCAUGGCUGGUAGGUAUUCUUUGGAUGCGAGGUUCCCGGGCAAUACAUCGUCAGUGGCUUCUGGGGGGUUUGUGUCGGUUGACUCUAGUAGGAGUGAUGACGGACGUGGAGCUUUUUUUAGUCAGCAUCCUCACCGUGUAUCCAUGGGACUCAUUGAGGAAAAUGAUAACACACUCGAGAGGGAGACAGAUGCGUAUCUAGUGGAUGACCCGGAGGACCAACAGGAUCAUGAUGACGAUGACAUAGAGGAGUUUGAGGAGGAUGAAGAGUCUCGUAAUGAUGGUGUGGCACGCACCCCGGAUGAAACCUCCAAAGGUUACAAUCUGAGGAUUGAUCCACCACGUCGCAGUGCUAGUCGGUACACUCCAUCGGUGUUCAAAAAGGCGGCCAAGAAAUGCAAGAACUUAGUCAAGGAUGUGAAGUGGGCCAUGAGAAAGUAGUUGUCUUUUAUUUGUUGUAUUUAAGUUGUCGUCACGUGGACCAUGUUCUACUUAUGUAGUAUGUUGAGAGUAUUUAUGUUGUAUGAUUAAAGUAUCUAUGUUGAAUGGUUAUCGUAUGUAUGUUGUAUGGUUGAAGUAUCUACAUUGUAUGUUUAGAGUAUUUAUGCACUAAUACACUGUUCAGGUA